Messenger RNA from Sitophilus oryzae (rice weevil), 957 nucleotides. RefSeq lists its product as uncharacterized. The record is from RefSeq and is a predicted model, not a curated record. Gene Ontology annotation, molecular function: ligand-gated monoatomic ion channel activity. Lineage: Eukaryota; Metazoa; Arthropoda; Insecta; Coleoptera; Curculionidae. Gene Ontology annotation, cellular component: membrane. The transcript is spliced from 6 exons. The coding region runs from base 1 to 957 and encodes 318 amino acids.
AUGCCCAGUCUGUACAGUCUUACCCAGUACCUUAACAGCACUCUCAAACUUGACAUAUACGACAGUCAUGGAUAUGGCAAUUUUGUAGAAUAUGUUGAGGGUAAACAGUUAAAAGUUUUGGUUAAAGGAAUUUUGGAUAACGAUAUUGAUAUUGGAGGAGCUCUAUUUAUAAAUCAUGAAAGGCUAAGGGCUGUUCGAUAUUCGGGAGUUCUUAAUUUGUUAGGCAUCAAGUUUUUUCUCAAAAAACCUCCUUUGAGUUACGUGAAGAAUAUUUAUGUUUUGACAUUAACCAAGCAGGUUUGGUUUGCUACUUUUCUAAUAACGUUUCUGUUUUUGGUCGCGCUCUAUAUUGCUCUACGUUGGGAAAGGACUAGCUGGACUAAUUACGAGGAAAAUAUAAUGCCAGAAAAUCAGCGUUCUGUCAGCGUAAGUGAUAUGGUGUUAUUAUCAUUAGAAGCUCUGUGUCAGCAAGGUACCUAUAUCGAGCCAGUUACACUUUCUGCCAGGAUAUUAAUGCUGUGGUUUUUCCUGUUUUUCAUGUUUAUUUUCGUGGCGUACUCGGCGAGCAUUCUCAUUUUGUUAAGAUCGGCUGCAGAAAUACGAUCAAUCUCUGAUCUACUCAAUAACAAAUUCGAGGUCGGGGCUUUAAACGUGCAUUUCAUGAAGCAUUACCUUUCAAAACCAAAGCAUGGACCACUAAGAGAACUUUAUAUAAAGAAAAUUUACCCAAAUAACUACUUCAGCAUAGAGGAUGGAUUUCGAAAGAUCCAGAAAGAACAUUUUGCGUAUUUUACACCUAUUGCUCAUGCUUCACUGGCCAACAUGAGAAAUUACACCAACUAUGAUAUAUGCGCCUUUCAGGAACUCGCUGGUUAUAUAGAUGAUGCUGGUGUUACACGAACGUGGAAUUGUCCACAGAGCCAAAGUGCGCACAGUUCAAAAGCCAGUUUGCAAUAA